This is a messenger RNA of Frieseomelitta varia, 606 nucleotides long. RefSeq lists its product as uncharacterized. The annotation marks the transcript as partial. The transcript is spliced from 2 exons. NCBI's taxonomy places the organism in Eukaryota, Metazoa, Arthropoda, Insecta, Hymenoptera, Apidae. The record is from RefSeq and is a predicted model, not a curated record.
AGAGAAAGCUUAAGAAAGAUAGCAAAAAAAAAAAAAAACAGUACAAAAUUACUAAAUAGUAAUAACGUAGUAGCACGUCGAAGUAACAAACACGGUUGAUGGAGUAAAAGAGUUAUCCAAAACCAAAAACGCACGAAAAAGGUGUAGGGAGGAGACGGGGGCAUUGGGUGGAGGUGGUGCGCACAUCCUCGGCAGCCCGAUGCUGUUCGUCCCGUUCACGGUGCCCACCUUCCCCGCGACGCAUCAUCAGACGACCCAUCCUGCGCAUCAGACGCAUCAUCAACAGCUGCAGGCCACUACCCAGAAUCCGGUGCAGCAGCCGCAACAACUCACGCAGCUCAAUCAGCUGAGCCACCUGAAUCACCAAGGCAUUGUACCGGCGACGACCAACCAGCCAACCAUACACAGCACCAGCUGUUCGCCGCAGCAACAAGCAACCACACCGAAUAAGAUACGUUCGAUAAAUAUCAGAAACGAAGCGUCUUGUGGCUGUGCCGCGGAUGGACGUGGUCACCUUUUAUAUGAUGGAAGAUCUGAACCUAGUAAAGGUGAGACACAUCAACGUGAAGAAUAUUGCGAGAAAGUUGAAGUAACAUUAAUGCCAAA